AUGAAUAUCUUGGAAUCGAGUAUGUUGAAAAAAGACUGGAACAGAAAUCUACACAGUUGGGGAAAGCGCGCAUGGUCAAAUUUGCAAGGAGGUUGGGGCAAAAGAGAUUCCUCCUAUCCCCUCUACUACCCUUACAACGAUAAGCGCGCAUGGCAAAAUCUUCAGGGUGGUUGGGGAAAACGAUACUCCUCAGAUGACGAAUACGCAGCUAAACUGGCAGCGCUUCUCGAACAGGAAGAUCAAGAGCCUCAAUAUAACGAAUUUGGAAAUUUACCCGAAACCGACGCUAAUGAUGCCGAAAAGAGAGCCUGGAAAGGAUUAAACGGUGGAUGGGGAAAACGUUCGGAUAGCUGGGGAAAUUUUAGAGGUGAAUACAAACUUAUUUUUCUCUAA
This is a messenger RNA of Photinus pyralis (common eastern firefly), 393 nucleotides long. It is a transcript of the gene Mip, whose product is annotated as prothoracicostatic peptide. The record is from RefSeq and is a predicted model, not a curated record. The transcript has 3 exons. Lineage: Eukaryota; Metazoa; Arthropoda; Insecta; Coleoptera; Lampyridae. The coding region runs from base 1 to 393 and encodes 130 amino acids.